GCAUUCCGCGCGCAAACAAGCCAAUUCCCCUCGCUCAUCACCAAGUCUCAAGCACGCCAUCUUUUGCGCCGUGACAGGUUCGACCAGUCUCGCCCAUCUUCCCUCUUCGCGACGACGAAGAAAGACUUCAAUUCCGAGUCGCUCCAGGACAUCGCUGUAAAGCAGCUAUGAAGGUAACUAGUUUGGUCUUCGCCAGUGCCGCGGCCUUGACUUUUGCUUCUCCCCACCCCCGCCAUGCCCACCGUCACGCUCUGAGGAAGCGCGCCGAUUCGACUUUGUACGUCCCGGGUCCCGUCGAGACUGUCAUGGUCUAUGUUUUGGAUGGCCAUGCGAUUAGCGAGGAGGACAUGAUCAAUGGCAUCGCCAAUGGAACCCUUGCCUGGGGUGACAACGGCGUGCUCUCUUCUUCCAGCUCCGCUGCUGUCGUUGCUCAGCCGACUCCAGUUCCAGAGCCCGCCCCCGAGAAACCUUUUGAGACGGCCCCAAUCAACAUGCCUGACGUCAAUGCGAUUCCAGGUCCGCAAGUUUCAAAGGCGCCCGAGGUCGAAGAACCUCCCCAGUCGUCUUCGCCACAGGACUACAAGCCAAUUGGCAACGAUGGUGAAUGCGCCGAUUGCGACAAGGAGUUCCGCAACGACUUUCACCCUUGCAGCAAGUUCCCGACUGGCUACGGUGCGAUCCACCUCGGCAACGAAGGUCUCGGUGGCUGGACUGGUAUUCAAGACCCCAAAGAACGCGGAUCUGCCGGAUAUGACAACAUUGUGACUACCGCCAAAGGAUCAUGCGAGGGCGGCGAAUGCUGCAAACCGGGUUCUUUCUGUUCAUACGCCUGUCCUAACCCCUACCUCAAGUUGUCCUUCCCUAAGAAGCAGGGGAAGACUGGCCAGUCUGUCGGCGGGCUCUACUGCAAUGAGAACGGCAAACUUGAGCUAGCCGAUGGCUCCAUUGGCAAGACGCUUUGCGGCAAAGGCACCACGCACAUGAAGAUACGCGUCGAGAACAAACUUUCCAAGUCUGUUUCCAUAUGCCGCACCGAUUACCCUGGUACCGAGUCGGAGACUAUUCCCUUCACUCUCAAGCCCGGCGAGUCUGGCGAGUUGGCCAGUCCCGACCAGAAAUCCUACUACUUCUGGGAAGGCAAGCCCACUUCUGCGCAGUACUACAUCAACAAACAGGGAGUUCCCGAGAGCGAGGCCUGUACAUGGGGUACGGGCGCGAAGGCAGUCGGAAACUGGGCCCCCGCCAACUUGGGCACUUCCUGGGACGACAUCAACAUGAACGCGGGCUUCGCGGGUCUGAGCCAGAACAAACCCACCAACCCUGACGACCGGCUCGACUUCAACAUCAAGUUUACGGGCGACGGCGUGCAGAAUCCCUGCAGCUUCAAGAAGAGCACGGGCGAGUACUGCAGCGGAAACAACUGUGGUCGCGACGUCGGUUGCACGGCUUCAAUCCGAGAAGGCGCCACGCUCACCAUGGUCUUCUCCGACGAUUAGUCAUCGAGCCACACCAUUUCCCCUUUUCUGCGUACUCACAUCAUGUCAUGUACGCAUGUACAUGUUCUUCUUCUUGCUGGUUCUUUGCUUCUUCUUGUCACUUUUGCAAAGGCGCCUUCUCCCUCUCACUGGGAUAUCUUCUGCUUCUUUGUGUAUCAGGGACCCUCUUUUGUUGAUGACACGGAGAGGGGAUUUUUUUUUUUCUUUUUCUUCGAGCUUUCCCUCCUUCCUCCCUUUGUUUCUUUUCUCUUCUGGGAGGGGGUAUAUGGACGUGGAAGUGACUGCAAUCGUGGAGUUUCACGAAAUCCCGAAGAAGAAAAAAUUAGGGACAUGGAAUCGAUUCGAUUCGAUUCGAUUCGAAACGAAACGAAUCCAAAUGAAACGACAUUGAAAAAGCU
This is a messenger RNA of Periconia digitata, 1894 nucleotides long. The record is from the annotation of a GenBank genome assembly. NCBI's taxonomy places the organism in Eukaryota, Fungi, Ascomycota, Dothideomycetes, Pleosporales, Periconiaceae.